Messenger RNA from Monascus purpureus, 324 nucleotides. Lineage: Eukaryota; Fungi; Ascomycota; Eurotiomycetes; Eurotiales; Aspergillaceae. The record is from the annotation of a GenBank genome assembly.
AUGGAGUCAGCUUCCAUUGCUGCGAUUACCAGGAAUACUGUCAAUGGCAAAGGACACAUACGCCACUGCUACAGUAACGUCCAUCUUUCAGCUGAGGGUCUCGUAGCCUCGAAUCAGUCUUGCCGUACAGACAGCAUGGCCCCCAGAAAGCGCAGCAACCUGUGGUAUGUGCAUAAGAAAACGGUGUGCCCUGAGGCAGAAAAAGUGAUCACACACAAGUUCCCAUUGGAGAGCAGCAAUCGCAGAAUCCAUUGGACCAUCCUCCACGGUCAGUGCCAUCGACCGUUUGAACCGGCGGUGGCUGAGGUUCAUAGGAAGCCAUGA